GGCGUCUUCCUUUGCCUUUGGAACCUUUCCCCGGUUGUAUCAUCGAGUGACAGUACGUAACCUUUAUAGUGGUUUCAUUGGGGACUUUCUCGGCCAGAAUGCGAGCUAUUUUUCUCGACCUCUUGUCAACACUCCUUCAAUAGUACGCCCCAGCUCGAUAUCAUCAGCCUUUCAUACUCCACUACGCCGUACCCUUCGAAGACAACAUAAACCAGAAGAGAGAGAAAGGGAGGGAGAGAGAGAAAAGGAGCAGAGCCACCUCAAAACGACAAAAUGUCAGUCUGGAACCCAGAUAACAUCCGUGACGUCGCAGAAUCCGUCGGCAUCGUCAACCUCAACGACGACGUAACGGAGAACCUCGCGCGCGACGUCGAAUACCGCAUUGCACAGGUGCUGGAAGAAGCGCUGAAAUUCAUGCGUCACAGCAAACGCACCGUGCUCACGACGCAGGACGUGUCGCUGGCUUUGCGUGUGCUUGAUGUCGAGCCGCUGUAUGGGUAUGAGUCGACGCGUCCGCUGCGGUUCGGAGAAGCUUCACUUGGUCCUGGACAACCUCUGUUUUAUGUGGAGGAUGAGGAAGUGGAUUUUGAGAAGUUGAUUAAUGCGCCCUUGCCUAAGGUUCCCAGGGAGAUUUCUUUUACUGCACACUGGCUAGCUGUCGAAGGUGUACAACCAUCCAUCCCUCAGAAUCCUACGGCGACCGACUCCCGCAAUCUGGAAUUGGUGUCCAAGGGUCCGAAUGCGAAUGCCACUUUGGCCGCUAUGAGUGGCACGGGCGAUGUGACUGUGAAACCGCUCGUCAAGCAUGUCGUGUCGAAGGAGCUUCAGCUGUACUUUGAGAAAGUGUGCAAUGCAUUUUUGGACGAGUCGAGCGAGGAUUACAGGACCUCCGCCUAUUCCAGUCUCAAGGAGGACCCGGGGCUUCACCAACUUGUACCGUAUUUUGUGCAGUUCAUUUCCGAGAAGGUCACGCAUAGUUUGAAGGAUAUAUUUGUGCUUACGCAGGUGAUGCAUAUGACGGAGGCUUUAAUUCAGAAUAAGUCCCUCUAUGUGGAUCCUUACGUCGCGUCCCUUGUUCCCCCCAUCCUCACAUGCCUAAUUGGUAGACAAUUAGGCGUCAAUGCCGACCUGUCGGAGCAAUUCGCCCUCCGGGAUCUCGCAGCGUCACUUAUCGGCCUGAUCGCCAAAAAAUACUCGCACUCUUCACAUGCCCUCAAACCCAGACUCGCUCGUUCAUGUCUCAAAAGCUUUCUAGACCCCACAAAACCGUUUGGCGCACAUUACGGUGCGAUGAUCGGACUCCAUGCUGUGGGUGGUACCGAAGCCGUACGGGUCCUGAUCCUUCCCAACCUCCAAACAUACUCCAAGUUGCUCCAGGAUGCCCUCACGGACGAUAACCUCCGACGACCCGAGGCAGAGAGAGUCCUAAUUGCACUCUUGGCUCUCUUGGGCACCCUCCGCGAGAAUUGUUUGCCAUUUGCUAAUGGACAUCCUCCUGUCUUCACAGACGACCUACGAGACAAACUAGGGAGUAAGGUUGGCGAGCUUCUUGCAGGGAGGAUCGCCAAUUCGGGUGAUGUCCAACUAGCUCACGCCAUUCUUAAUGCGUAGAAUAUUUCUUUUAUUUUAUCUGUAUUCUUCGGGUCGUUUCUAACAUGGCGGUAUAUGGUGUUUUUUUUUUUUUUUUUUUGGGCGCUUCAGGGGGGCUUUUGUCCCCCAUCUUUUCUUUUCAGGAGAUGGGCAUGGCGGAUAGGAUUCUGUAUUUAUCGGUGCAUUAAUAUGGAUACCCUCAGG
Monascus purpureus is the source of this 1794-nucleotide messenger RNA. The record is from the annotation of a GenBank genome assembly. NCBI's taxonomy places the organism in Eukaryota, Fungi, Ascomycota, Eurotiomycetes, Eurotiales, Aspergillaceae.